This is a messenger RNA of Paramecium tetraurelia, 2172 nucleotides long. RefSeq lists its product as uncharacterized. The record is from RefSeq and is a predicted model, not a curated record. NCBI's taxonomy places the organism in Eukaryota, Ciliophora, Oligohymenophorea, Peniculida, Parameciidae. The transcript has 4 exons.
AUGGAAUGGAAUAAUAACAAAAGAAUUGAAACUCCAAUGGAAGGGGGAGGUGGUUAAGCUAUAAGAUUAUUUGUAACAAUCAGAAAGGAUUCAGAGUCGAAUGUAGAGUAUAAAAAGAUGACAGUGAUGGCACCAUUGAGCAUCAAGAUUUCGAUGUUAAAGAGACACAUUGAAAGAGAAUUUGCUGAUCUCUUUCCACAUGAACCUACCUUUGUUUGUGCCAAAUUAGAAGAUGAAUUCGGUUAUAGUUUAUCCAAUGCUUCCAUGGUUAGUGAAUUGUUAAAGAAUUCUGAUAGAUUGUCAGCAAUUCCAGAAUCAUUUACGAAAGACUUGAUUGGUAAGAUGCAUGUGACUCAUGAUUUGAACGAAUUAACAUUCAUGUUGAAAAGCAUCACUUAAACAAUCAUCGCAAAACUAGCUGAGGCUGAAUUAGGACCUCCAGAAACGUAAAUGGAUAUUAUGCAAUUGAUAAUCCCUGUGGGUUUCUCCUUAUAACAGAAGGCAAUAAAUCACAACACAGCCCUGACGUUAAAAAGAAUAUUUGAAAACGAGAGAUUGCAAUUCCUAGAUGAUCAAUCAUAUGCACUCAUCUCUCAAUUGCUAGUUAAGUUACUCCAGUUUUGGACCAACGAUUUAAUCUUUCAAGAUCAGUUUCUUCUCAAUUUAACUGUAGACCUAUUAGAAAUACUCACCAAAAGUGCUGCCUUCUCCACUUCCUAUAAAACUCCACAAAUUGUAAACAGUCUUAUGUCUGUCUCCAAAUUGGAUUUCGUCAGUGCUCAAACAAGAUCUAGAAUCAUCAAACUCAUCUCAUUUCUAUCCAGACCACAAUUCACCAACUGUUACCAACCCAGAUCCUAUGAUGGUCCUUUAUAACUUAAUUUACCACCCCAACCAAGAAGAAGAAAUGAAGAGUAUGUCCCUUCCAUACUUGAAUAACCAAAUAGAAAUUCAAAUAGAAGGCAAGGAAGUGCUGGAAUCAGAAAUUAGAAUGGCUUCGAAUAACAACAAUAAGAUUUUAAUCAAUAUCCUUAUAAAUAAAAUGACUCCAAUUAAUAUCCUUAUAGGCAAAAUGAUUCAAACCAAUAUGGAUUCAAAUAAAAUGAAUCAAACCAAUAUUAGCAAUCCAAUAUGCCCAAACUGCCUCCAACUCCUUAAUAAUUUGGAUACUAGUCCUAACCUUUGCAAUCCAAUUAUCCACCGCCUCAACAGAAUCCUGUUUAUUCCAAACCUCAAUUGAAUAUUAACAAUAGACCUCAAAGCAAUAGAAAUCCCAAUCAAUAUGGGGGAACUAUGCAAUAGUAGGUCUUCGAUGGAUUGGUCUAAGAUUAUCUGAAUUUGAUUUCUACAGAAUCUAACGAAGAAAUGUUGCAAUUUGCUAUUCAAAAUUUGAGUGAUGGAAUCGAUACAACCAUACACUAAAUUAUGGAUAAUCCAGAAGCAUUUUAAAAGAUUGUCAAUUUAUUAGAAAUAGCCAUGAGUCCCAACUAUUUGGGUAUGUAGUUAAGAGUCUUAGAAGCAUUAUCUAAAAACAUGAAUCAAGAAAGAGCCAAAGAAGGUCUUAAAUUAAAACUAAUACCUAGAAUCAUGAAAGCAUUCACCUAUUAACCUAAAGAAUUUUAAGCAAUACUCUAUGAUAUGUUAUCAGCCACUCUUAAAUUAUCAGAUUUUUAAGUUGAUGUUCUCACUGUUAUAACCAUGAUUGAAUCAGCCUAUCCGAGAAUUUAAAUGUUGGGAAUCAAAAUACUGUCAUUAAUGUCUGACCCACAGAGACUCUAAAAUACUAAUAAUGUAUCAAUCUAAUUUGAAAAUUAUAUCAAAAGCCUUAUGGAUUGGACUCUGGAUGGAUAGAAGGGAGAGGAGUUUUAAUACAAUGCCCUAUAAACAUUAUCAAAUUUGGCUAUUAAUGACUACAUUAGACCAUAAAUACUACAUCUUAAGGGAAUUGAAUUCUUCUUGAAGGUCUUGAGAGAAAGCUACAGAGUUGAUGCUCAAAGAUUGGCUGCCAAAGGAUUAUUGAAUUUAUCAAUAAAAUCAAGAGAAACUAAAUUAUCAAUUGUCUCCUUGAUGGAAGAGGAAAUCCAACGAUUACAAAGAGGAGAGAUGGAUACUGUAGUCUAAGGAUACUUGACUACCUUGUUAACUACAAGAGAGAGAGGAUAGUUGUUAUGA